Molecule: messenger RNA, 2035 nt
Organism: Drosophila hydei
Lineage: Eukaryota; Metazoa; Arthropoda; Insecta; Diptera; Drosophilidae
Product: histone-lysine N-methyltransferase, H3 lysine-79 specific
Exons: 2
Coding region: 175-1728 (517 amino acids)
Source: RefSeq, a predicted model, not a curated record
UUAUUCAGCUGACAUUAUUCACACGUUUUGCUUACAUUUUCAUUUCCAACAAAUAUAUAUUUAUAUAUAUAAAACGCUAACGUCUGACACAACCGUUGCGCAACUGCCACAGGAGAUUUUUCGCAAUCAACACAAUUUUCGCUCUUCCACAGAACACUUUGUUGAUAUUGAAGAAUGGCAUUUGUAGCGCGUCGCAAUACUGAGGGCAAAUUGGUGGAUUGUCAGGUGAUUUCUGGGCAUGGGAAUAGCUCAAUGGCCAUGUCCGAUUUGAGUGAUGAAGAGACCGAUUCAGGCACAUUGCAAGGCUAUAGUAAUCGCUCCUAUGUCUCGCCCACUGUGCGCUAUGUUUCGUCGAAGGAUGACGACGAUGACCUUGACAGCUGCUUCACUUUUGAUGGCAUAAAUGGCCGUGGUGCCAACAGCGUGGAAGCCGAUCUUGACUCUAUAGUAACUUUUAACGAUCAGUAUGAAAGCCCCCCCGUCAAGGCCAAUCCCACUGGCUCUGAGACUGAUACUGGCACAGAGAGUGAUUAUAACGCUGCCAGUGAUGAGGAGGCAAUGACGGUCAAAUGCAAGACAUCAUCGGGCGUCAGCAAGCCGACUGCUGAUACCAUGACCCGUAAUGCUAUGGAAUCGAGCAAGGAUGAUCUCGAUUCUAUUGAUGGCGAGACUGUUUGCUGUGCAACUGAUUUUGAUAAAGAUCGUUCGGAUGCGCUAAGUUUGGAGUCCUUCGAUAUCCCAAUGGGACAGCCGGAGGAUGAUGCUCGUAGUGUUUGUUCAUAUGAGAGCAGCAUGGUUGGUUGCAGAACAGUCUGUCCACAGGUUGCCCUGGCAGAGGAUUCAUUUAGCCUGGGCUCUAUUGACAGCAGCUCAGUUUCUAACCUUACGAAUACCGACAACGCGCCGGAUGAUGCUGAUAAUCAGAGUCAGGUGACUAAUCGCACAUUCAAUUUGAAACCUUCCGCCGUGCGUCGCGAUGAUUGCUCGUCGGCAUCCACUUGCAGCUGGACCGAUAUGUAUGGAGGGGCGCUGAAGCCCUCGGAGAGUCGCAGCAACAUAGUACCAUCACUUAGUCUUAACUUAUCGGCCAAUUCGUCUUCCGGUUCGUCCACAUACUUUCGCAAUCUGGACGAGGAAAAGGAGCGUCAUGGCCAAGAGGCCUAUCAGGAGUGGGUGAAGCGCAAGGAACGUCAAAAGCAACAGAAGCAACAGGCGGCCAAACAGGAGCGCGAGAAGCGCGAUGCUGAGACUGCAAUGCGUCAGCGUCUGGCCAAGGAGAGGUAUCAGGAAUGGGUACGACAGAAGGAAUUACAGCAGAAGAAGCAGACUACUGGCAGCAUUAAGAGCACCGUCAGCUACGGAAGCUAUUCGAGCACCUCGAGCUGCACUGGUUUGACGUCCAGCAGCGCCAGCAAGCCGCAGCGCAAAGAGACACCAGAGGCAACCAAGAAGCGUUUGGCGGAGUGGGAUCGCGUCAAGACCCAGCAGCAGCAGCGUGAGCGAGAGCGCGAACGUCAGAAGCAGCAGAGCAAGGACCAGUUGGAGAUGCAGCGUAAGCAGAAAUCUGAAGGCGCCUGGCAGAAUUGGAUGAAGUCGGUGGGCAAGCGACCCAAGCCGGUGCCACUCAAUCAGGGCUUCGAAACACUGCGCGGCACCAUAUCAAAUAUAUAUGUGAAUCCCGUGCAGUGGGUCUCCAAUAUCGAUCCCAAUGACUCACGUGGCAAUUGAGCAUGGUGCUCAUUUCGCGAACCCUAGUCGUUUUCAUCGGCAUUUCAAGAAAUCCCCAAAAAAAAAGUAUAAAAACUGAUCGCUGAUCGCAUGUUGAAUAGGUCCAAUUAUCUGCCAAGCGAAACAACAAACACAUGCAUUUGCUCUUUCUUUGGUGAUGUUGGACCCAGCGCAGAGAGAAAAACAAAAAAAAAAUUGAAAAUAUGCGUCUAUAUAUAUGUCUAUAUAUAUUUGUUUACUGCUAUAUUGGAUGGCUUACUGCAAUUUGAGCGCCGAUGUUUCAAUAAACAGUCAAUUGCAAACACAA